AUCAAAAAAGAAAUGGCAAUGACUACGUCUUGCUGUUUCUUUAUCAGGCAUGUGGCUUGGAUUUGAUAUUUGGGCGUGGUGCCGUUUGGUUUAACAUAAAGGCGCCGUUACAAAUCCACUUGGGCACCAUUUCUGAUCAAUACUUUCUCUCGGUACCUGAAAACUCCAAGCAACCAUGAGCCUCUCUGCGAAAGACAAGGCCGCGGUGAAGGCCUUCUGGGCCAAAGCUGAAGGGAAGUCCAGCGAGAUUGGCGCAGAAGCCCUGGGCAGGAUGCUGGUUGCCUACCCUCAGACCAAGACCUACUUUUCGCACUGGGGGGACCUGAGUCCUCAGGCCGCACAAGUCAAGAAACAUGGUGCCGUCAUCAUGUCAGCGGUGGGGAAAGCUGUCAAAGGCAUUGAUGAUCUUACUGGCUGCUUGAGCUCCCUCAGUGAGCUGCAUGCUUUCAAGCUCCGGGUGGAUCCUGCCAACUUCAAGAUCCUGGCCCACUCCAUCAUCGUGGUCCUGGCCAUGUACUUCCCCGCAGACUUCACUCCGGAGGUUCACGUCUCUGUGGAAAAGUUCCUGCAGAAUGUGGCCUUGGCUCUGUCUGAGAGAUACCGCUAAACUUGCAGCAACUCAGAAGCAUCGAAAACAAGUCGUAUGCCAUCCAACAAUGUCUCAACGAGUAGGGGCAUGUUAAAUUAAAAAACAAACAAACAAA
Messenger RNA from Mugil cephalus (flathead mullet), 704 nucleotides. RefSeq names its product hemoglobin subunit alpha-B-like. Gene Ontology annotation, biological process: hydrogen peroxide catabolic process; oxygen transport. NCBI's taxonomy places the organism in Eukaryota, Metazoa, Chordata, Actinopteri, Mugiliformes, Mugilidae. Gene Ontology annotation, molecular function: heme binding; haptoglobin binding; organic acid binding. Gene Ontology annotation, cellular component: blood microparticle; hemoglobin complex; haptoglobin-hemoglobin complex. The transcript has 3 exons. Bases 176 to 607 code for a protein of 143 amino acids. The record is from RefSeq and is a predicted model, not a curated record.